AGCUUCAGGUGGAAGAGCUCUACGGAAAAUAUGAAAUUUGCUUUCUUCCCAGUUCGGUGUUCAAAGGCUAAUAUGCCAUCUACACAGAGAAUGCUGAAAUUCCUCAUUACAAUGUCAUUCUUUUUUGGGCACACAAAAGCUUGUGUGACACGUCGAUGUCUGGCUAGUGAUCUGACUAACAAAAACCUGUACAGUGCACCUCAGUCUCCAGAUUGUAUUAUUAAUGUGAACCUCACUUCCAUCCAGUACGAGACACUGUCUGUUAACACAAAGACCAUGCAGUUCUCCAGUCGCAUUAAAAUUACCAUGGAGUGGACUGACCCAGACCUUCAAUGGUCAGUGACAAAUUACUCUUUUAAUGAAAUUAUCUUGCCUGUUCAGAAUAUAUGGACUCCUGAUCUCACUGUGGAGAAUGCAAUAUAUGUGAGUGUAAAACCUGCUACGAAUGAUAUAGUGGUGAAAAGUGAUGGCACUGUAAACUAUGCCAUUGCCAUGUACACCACGGUCGUGUGCAAACUCAACCUCCUCACCUACCCUUUUGUCCAAGGAGCAUGUCCCAUAGCCAUCAAUGGAUGGAACCAAAGCUCUUGUGGGCUUAAUAUCCAGUAUGGCUCAGUAUCUGCAGUGGGAGGUGACGGAUCUGAAUGGAACACUGUGUCAGUGAACCUCAAAAUGGAAAACAGCACAAACAACCAGAACUAUAUCAAUGUCAUUAUGUCCAGCAACCCCUUCAAUGCACUGGUGUCACUGGUCCUGCCUACUGCACUAAUUAUGAUCACCGAUCUGGUGAGUUUUGCGUUGCCUUUGGAUGGGGGAAAACGCAGCUCCUUCAAAAUCACACUGGUGCUCAGCUUUACCAUGUUCCUCGUCAUCCUCACUGACUACCUUCCUAACAGUGGCUCAUGCAGCCCUCUGAUACGUUAUCACUUCUGCUUCUGCAUGUUUGUUCUGGUGCUAAGUAUGCUAAUAUCCAUGGUGUGCACAAAGUUGGCAGCGGAGGGCAACAUUUUCUGUCGACGAUUUCCAAAGCUGAGUAAACAAGAUCAAGCAGGAACACAGUUUGCUGACAUGAUUGCUGAUGGCCAGUCUAUCAAGAAAAUUGUGAAUUUUGUGGAGAAGAUGGACAAACAGAGCAGCGAUAUCAAGUAUAAGAAAUCUUUGGCAGCCAAGUUAGACAAAAUCAGUUUUUUCUCUUAUAUAUGCCUAGAUGUUAUUUACAGUUUAUGCGUGAUUGUUUUUGCUAAAUCAGAUUCUUGUAAGGUUGACAACUUGGAUUUCUGGUAAAAGUACUUCAUUGCAGAUUUCUGCAUUGUAAAUUAUUAAAUUCAAUUAAUUUUAUUUGUAUUAUGCGUUUUAAUGGACAUUGUCCCAAAGCAGCUUUACAAAAUUAAAUAGAUUGCAAAUUACAAUUUGAGCAUAAUAAAUGAAUAAUAAACAUAUGUAUCCCUAAUGAGCAAGACAAAGACAAAGGUCCUUGAACAAUACCGUGAAAUGGUAUUAGAAUAAAACCUAGAGAGGGACUGGAUUUAAGAAGGAACACCUUACCUGAGGGACCUAGAAUGUCCAUUCAUUAUAGUUCCAUCAUUGUUGAUGUUAUCAACUUUUCAUUGAUGGACACUGGAAUGCAAAACUGCUUAUGACAACUGUUCCUGAAGCUCUAAAUCUUUGGAACUAUUAUAAUUUAUCAUAUGCAAAAUCAGUUAAUAUAUACACUCAUAAAUCUAAAGUAAUAGUGGUUAAUGCUACUUACUUACAAUAGAAUCAUACUAUUUACAUAAUAAAUUAUGUUCUCUGGACCAUACGUGUUCUCUUGGCUUGUAAUUGUUCACAUUUAGUAUACAUUCUGGGCGGAUACUUAUAGGUUCUUAUUGAUGAACUAAUUUUAACGGCUGGGAAAGAUUGCUUCCUUACGUGAGAGGGGACAAAUAUAUAUGCAUAUAUAUACACAAAACCAGAAUCCCCCAGAGGUUUGUAAAGCACAGUAGUGGAAAUCACAACCCAUUAUACGUUAUUUACGAUUAUUAUUUACUUCUUAUCAUUUUUAGCAUUUAUGACUGGUCAAUUAAAUUUAAUGUGUUUUAUCCAAAUCUUAAUAGUUCAAAGGCAUAUUAGUCUAUAGAUAAUAUUGAAACCUAAUUUAUUUUAAUUUGUUAAUGAAUAAUAUGUCAUGCUUUUCAGCAGUUUAUACAGUUACUAUACAUUAUGUACUAUAAUGAACAGUAGAAGUAGCAAUAAAAUGUUGCUCACACAGCAGCACACUGUUUUACAAGUUGUAAAAAACAGCAACUUGAAGAAAUCAGAAACUCCUCUGUCUUUAAGGUUUAGUGUGGGGAUGUUGUAACUGUCAACUGUUAAGAUUUUGGGCUACUAAUUAGAAGGGUGGAAGUUUAAGCCGCAGUUUGAACAAAAUGUUUCUGUUGGUCUCUUAAACAAGUUCCUUAAUCCUCUCUGCUCCAGGACCACUGCAUGGUGGCUGACCCUGUGCUCUUACCCUUUUUCAUGUUAAGAAAUUUGAUUUUACUGUGCUUAAUGAAUAUGUGACAAGUAAAAGCACACAAACUUUUGUGUGCAUGGUGUGCAAAGAGUUUGAGUUAUAAGUGAGGUUUGUCACUCAUUAGGUUAUGUUAUUUAAUGUCUGCUGACCUGAAGACUCUCAUAGUGGAAAAAUUCCUGAUUAUUAGAAAGCACUGACACUGAAUCCUACUUCUUAAAUGUUAAAUAAAUAAAGGUCUCAGCUGACGUUUAUUUUCAAAAUGUACAUUCUAAGUUUUUGAUUUAUACUUUGUAAAGGAUUCAUUGUAUCCCAUGUAACAUCUUUGUUUUUUGAAUGAAGAACAGCCUCUGUG
Molecule: messenger RNA, 2846 nt
Organism: Silurus meridionalis
Lineage: Eukaryota; Metazoa; Chordata; Actinopteri; Siluriformes; Siluridae
Product: 5-hydroxytryptamine receptor 3A-like
Exons: 10
Coding region: 31-1284 (417 amino acids)
Biological process (GO): regulation of membrane potential; chemical synaptic transmission; nervous system process
Cellular component (GO): neuron projection; membrane; synapse
Molecular function (GO): extracellular ligand-gated monoatomic ion channel activity; transmembrane signaling receptor activity; neurotransmitter receptor activity
Source: RefSeq, a predicted model, not a curated record